AUAGUCCUUAAGGAGCACUUUACCUCUUUGUAUAGUCCUGCCAGAGAGACGGCCAUAAGCAAGAAGAACAUUCUUGUAGGGUGGGCCAAGGCUGGACUGUUCCCUUUCAACCCAGAUAGAGUUUUGAGGACUCUAGCAAAACCGUUGGCU
Molecule: messenger RNA, 150 nt
Organism: Paraphaeosphaeria sporulosa
Lineage: Eukaryota; Fungi; Ascomycota; Dothideomycetes; Pleosporales; Didymosphaeriaceae
Exons: 1
Source: RefSeq, a predicted model, not a curated record